UGAGCCUGCCAAACCCUAAAAUGAAGAAGGAAAACUCAAAAUAAGGAAAUCUCUGUUCUACCUCUCUCUGCGAGUGUACUGAGAAAGAUAAGUAGCAGUGCGUGAAGGGAGUAGAGUUAAGAUCGACGAGAGGGAAGAAUCAUGAUGCUAAUACGGUCAAGAUACAAACUUGUGAAAAAUUUUGGCAUUUCUGUUUCUGGGUCUCUUGGAAUAUGCAUGCACUCGACGACAAGCGUGUUGGAGAGUCUUCAAAAUCGUGUGUUGAAGGUUUGGGAUCCUAUGAGUCCAGUGGUUCCUGUUCUGGACCAAUGGGUCGAAGAAGGCAGAGAAGUCACCGAAUUUCAGUUCCGUGAUCUCGUUCGUUGCCUCUCUCAAUUUCGUCGCUUCACACAAGCCCUUCAGGUGAUGGAAUGGAUGUGUAAUGAAAGGAACCAUGACUUGUCUCCAGGAGGCAUUGCAAUACAGAUCGGCCUAAUUUCAAAAGUCCAUGGUCUUGAACAAGCUGAUAGAUAUUUUAGAAGUAUCCCUGACGCUAAAAUUGGGUUUAAGACAUAUGCUGCACUUUUAAGAUGCUAUGUGGAGCAUAAAUCUCUGGAGAAAGCAGAGGCUGUCAUGAAGAAAAUUAAGGAGUUUCAUGAUCUGAAUAUAACUGAGUGUUAUAAUCUGAUGCUGAAACUAUAUGGUCAGAUGGGUAAAUAUGAAAAAUUGGAUAGGUUGGUGCGAGAAAUGAAAGAGAAAGAUAUCUCUAAUGCUCGAACAUAUACGUUUCAGUUAAAUGCAUAUGUGGCUGCCACAGACAUAGAGGGGAUGGAGAAGUUACUUAUGCAAAUGGAAGCUGAUCCCGUGGCAACUGUGUACUGGCAUACAUAUUGUAGUGCAGCAAAUGCUUAUAGGAAAGUACAUAAUAUUGAGAAGGCCAUGGCCAUGUUAAAGAAAUCAGAGCAUUUAGCCAAAGGCAAGACCAUGAGACAUGCUUAUGAAUCUAUUCUAACUAUGUAUGCUCAUAUUGGGAACAAGGAUGAGGUUUACAGGCUUUGGAAUGUUUUGAAAAGUCUUAAAAAUUCCCGCAACUCAUGUUACGUAUUCAUGUUGAGCUCUUUAGUAAAGCUGGGUGACAUUGAGGGGGCAGAGAAGAUUUUGGAAGAAUGGGAAUCUCAAUAUAGAAAUUUUGAUUCCAGAAUUCCAACUAUAAUGAUCAGUGCUUAUUGUAAAUGGGGUCAGGUUGAUAAGGCUGAGGCCUGUCUCAAAAGGCUUUUGGAUGGUGGCAAGCCAUUAGAUGAAAGAUCUUGGGACCGACUGGCAUGUGGCUAUCGUGCAGAUAAUGAUAUGGAAAAAGCAGUUCAGGCAAUAAAGAAAGCUGUCUCGGCAAAUCUAGCAGGAACGAAACCAGAUCUUUUCACUCUAGUUCCUUGUGUUAAAUACCUGAAAGAGAAAGGAGACUUGGAUUUAGCCCUUGAGAUUCUUAAGUCAUGCAUAGAACAAGAUCAUAUCUCAGUCACUUCCUAUGAUGGAUUGGUAAGUUAUGUUCAAAAUGAAACCCCACAUACAGAACCCCUUGAUCAGUUCUCUCUUGAUGAGGAGAACUGAUUUCUUUCCUCUAUUUGCUAUUACAAUGUGGAGAGGUUCAACACAUAUAUCUUCACAUUGGUAAAAUAUUAUCUGUAUUAGAUCAAAUUUUUUUUGAAGGUCUUAUAUAUAUAUAUAAACUCAUGGCCAUCUCAUAUCUAUUUUUUAUUUGAUCUAAUAUCUUGUUGUUUUA
Messenger RNA from Vigna radiata var. radiata (mung bean), 1759 nucleotides. RefSeq names its product pentatricopeptide repeat-containing protein At2g20710, mitochondrial. Gene Ontology annotation, cellular component: mitochondrion. The record is from RefSeq and is a predicted model, not a curated record. The transcript has 3 exons. Bases 142 to 1587 code for a protein of 481 amino acids. Lineage: Eukaryota; Viridiplantae; Streptophyta; Magnoliopsida; Fabales; Fabaceae. Gene Ontology annotation, molecular function: protein binding.